Molecule: messenger RNA, 2315 nt
Organism: Paramacrobiotus metropolitanus
Lineage: Eukaryota; Metazoa; Tardigrada; Eutardigrada; Parachela; Macrobiotidae
Product: DNA-binding protein D-ETS-4-like
Exons: 6
Coding region: 231-1607 (458 amino acids)
Biological process (GO): cell differentiation; regulation of transcription by RNA polymerase II
Cellular component (GO): nucleus
Molecular function (GO): sequence-specific DNA binding; DNA-binding transcription factor activity, RNA polymerase II-specific
Source: RefSeq, a predicted model, not a curated record
AGCAAGAACAUUCAGUAUCGGAAUAAUCGACGUAACAAACAGAAUUUGAUUUUCUUCACGUUCCAAUUCUUGAGGCGCUUUAACGCAGCUGGUUCUGCUAGCCUCCUAACUAACCGUACCGUACCGUGACCUUUGUACCUUUUCGCCUACAAUUCGUCCCGAAAAACUUCUUACGAACCCGAGUUUCGACUUUCGUUAUAUGUCAAUCGCAUUAAAUCAGGAAAAGGAAAAUGAUUACAUAUGGACAAGGUUUCGAUGACGAGCGCGCGCAAAUCGUCCCGACUGGUGUCUUCAGCGGAUGCGAGUUUGCACAGCAGCCAUCACCGCCGACAUUCAACGGGAAUUACGACUACGGUCACGUCUUCGUUAAUUCCGCGUCCAACUGUUACGACGACUUCGACGCUGGACUGUUGGAUGACGGUCAGGUGCCGUUCUGCGGUGGCUAUCAGCAGCAACGCGUAAACCAUUUGGGAUACAAUCAGCAGCAGCGCAACGUCUACGAUUCCCAGAAUUUCGACUACAUUUCCAUUAAACCCGAACCGAAGACCUUGCUCGAAUGCUUGAACGCCAAUACCGGCUCCGUGUCGUGCAGCACCAAUUCAGUGCCGCGUCGUAGCACCGCUGCGCCCGUCUACACCAUGCCGCAACAACCAGCGCAUCCAGUGCCACAGGAAACCCAACAGGAUAUGGGCUUUUCACUGGCACGGGACAAGAUCGAGCAAGUACAGCAACUGGCCAUCCGUCAGGCUAUUGCCGAUAUGCAGAGCGCCUGCAAAAUUCUGCAGAUCCCGGCAGAGCCAUUCUUUUGGACAAAAGAACAAACACGAGCGUGGUUAAUCUGGACUUGCCAGCAUUACAAUCUGUCCCACUGCAUUGAUUUGCGCCAAUUCGACUUCGACGGUUUCCAUCUCGUCAUGCUGCAGGAAUCCGACUUCAAAAGACUAGCUCCGGUCUGCGGAGAAUUCCUGUGGUCGAUUCUCGAUAUUUGGCGCACCGCUGCCGGUGGCAACAGUAUCAAGACGGAAACCGACAUCGGUGGCUACGGCUGCCAACCGCAACGCGGACAGCCGAUGUCGGCUUCUCCAGUGGAUUACACAAAUAACGCAGUCAGUAUUGAUCAGUACAGUACUUAUGGAUGUGUCACAAGCUUCGACGGACCCUACUCCAACUGCACUAUGACCUCUGCCAUGUCCAUCUCGGCCGGGAGUCCAGGAUCAUGCGGCGAAUCUUGUGGGAAUGACAGCGGCUUCGAAAAUGAAACCAUCAGUGAAGAUGAUCGAAGCAGCAUGGACGGCGAUAUGGAUCACAACAUGGACAGCACUUCGGGUGGCUCGCACACACAUUUGUGGCAGUUUUUGAAAGAAUUGUUGGGAAAACCCCAUAUUUACUCAUCGGCAAUUCGCUGGGUUGACCGUUCGAAAGGCAUCUUCAAAAUUGAAGAUUCGGUUCGAGUGGCCCGUUGUUGGGGCAAACGCAAGAAUCGCCCGGCAAUGAACUACGACAAACUGAGCCGGUCUAUUCGCCAGUACUACAAGAAAGGCAUCAUGAAGAAGACCGAGCGCUCCCAACGGCUGGUGUACCAGUUCUGCCCAGCGUAUGCCCACUGAGAAACUGCAAUCAUCACCGGAAAUGCGUCAGCAUAUUAUGUGUGUGUGUGUCUUCAGCCCGUAGUAUAUAUAUCGCCGAUCACAUCGCUUGCGUCCACUACACCUCAUCAUCCACAUCAAAUAGCCGCCCACAAGUAUUUUUCCGUCCAUUUUCCUCGUUUCUCGUGCCGUGCAAUUUAUUUUGGACGGUUUGGUGCAGUUGGUGUUUGGAGGUAAUAUGGAGAGGGCUCUCGUGAACAGUGCUGGGAACUUAUUAAGGGAAGCAACCCGUUCGUAGAAUUCAGGCUGGUCCUGAGCAAAGUUCACAACGGGGUUGUAUAUCGCCUUAUAAUUAACCACACAUACACUGAGAGCAUCCUUCGAUCCGACAUCUGCUGCAUUUUUUACACCGCCGACUUGGCAGAUGAAUGUCUGCUGAUUACUUGGUAUAGGCAAAAUUUGCCCGUAUUUUUUUGGUGCUACUUUUUCGGUUGGGUACUCAAGAGGCUGUUUGGUAUUUUUGGAGUGUUUCACUUUUAAAUUGAUUGUAGUUCAAUAUUGUAUUUUACUCUCUCUAGCCUUUUUUUUCCGUUUAUCAAAGACAUUUGGUAAAUGUAAAGUAUGUUCUGUGAACAUACCUGUUUUGUCUCUUUGCGUGUGUUGCCUGUGCUCCGCCAGUUUUAAUCAUGCAUUGUACACUUCGUCAUAUCUAAAAAACUUACGAAAUAA